GAGCGGGGCCGCGCCAUGGCCGGGGCGGAGGGCGGCGGGGAGCGGCGGGCGGUGCUGGCGCUGACCGCGGUGCGCACCGAGGGCACCGGGCAGCCCGGCGGGACCCCCCCGCCCCGCCGCCGGGGGCUGCCGCCGGGGCCGCGCCCCGGGGCCGCCCCCCGCCCCGCCGGGUCCCCGCGCUGCUGCCGCCGCCGCCUCCAGAACUGCCUGUACAACGUGCUGGAGCGGCCCCGCGGGUGGGCCUUCGUCUACCACGUCUUCAUAUUCCUCCUUGUCUUCAGCUGCCUGGUGCUGUCGGUCUUCUCCACCAUCCAGGAGCACCAGAAACUGGCCAACGAGUGCCUCUUCAUCCUGGAGUUUGUCAUGAUCGUGGUGUUCGGCAUGGAGUACAUCAUCCGUGUGUGGGCCGCCGGCUGCUGCUGCCGCUACCGCGGCUGGCGGGGACGGUUCCGCUUCGCCAGGAAGCCCUUCUGCGUGAUAGACUUCAUCGUCUGCGUGGCCUCGGUGGCCGUCAUCGCUGCGGGCACGCAGGGCAACAUCUUCGCCACGUCGGCGCUGCGCAGCAUGCGCUUCCUGCAGAUCCUGCGCAUGGUGCGCAUGGACCGGCGCGGCGGCACCUGGAAGCUGCUGGGCUCUGUUGUCUAUGCGCACAGCAAGGAGCUCAUCACCGCCUGGUACAUCGGGUUCCUGGUGCUCAUCUUCGCCUCCUUCCUUGUCUACCUGGCUGAGAAGGAUGCCAAUGCCCAGUUUGCCACCUACGCCGACUCCCUGUGGUGGGGCACGGCCUCUUCCUGCUCUGCCCCUGGGCAGGUCACCCUCACCACCAUUGGCUACGGGGACAAGACACCGCAGACGUGGCUGGGGCGGAUGCUGGCGGCCGGCUUCGCCCUGCUCGGCAUCUCCUUCUUCGCGCUGCCCGCUGGGAUCCUGGGCUCUGGCUUCGCCCUGAAAGUGCAGGAGCAGCAUCGGCAGAAGCACUUUGAGAAGAGGAGGACUCCAGCUGCGAACCUGAUCCAGGCUGCCUGGCGCCUGUACUCGACGGACAUCAGCCACACGUACCUGACGGCCACCUGGUGUUACUACGAUAGCCUCCUGCCCGCCUUCAGAGAACUGGUCCUUAUCUUUGAGCAUUUGCACCGAGUCCGCAACGGAGGAUUUAGGAGUUCAGAGGUGAAAAAGUUGCCGGACGGAGCCCCACCGCCUUAUCACCCCUUCACCCCUGGCCAGAAAAGCGCCAGCCCCGCUGCUUGUUCAGGGGACAGCUGGAAGGAGGAGGAUGUGCAGCCUCACAAGUGCUUACGCCUCAGCAACAGGAUGGGCAUCAAGGAGCGGAUCCGGCUGAGCAGCUCGCAGCGAGGCAGCCGGGGCAGGCAGCACCUCGGGCCCCCCCUGCACCGCUCCCCCAGCACCGAGGACCUCCCUGAGGCCUCCAGCCCCACCAAGGUGCAGAAGAGCUGGAGCUUCAACGACCGGACACGCUUCCGAGCAUCCCUGAGGCUCAAGCCGCGGACCACAGUCGAGGCUGACUGCCCGCUGGAGGACAGCGGCGAGGAGAAGAGCUCCCACUGCGACCUGACCUGCGAGGACAUCAUGCCAGCCGUGAAGACCCUCAUCCGGGCGGUCAGGAUCCUGAAGUUCCUGGUGGCCAAAAGGAAGUUCAAGGAGACCUUGCGUCCCUAUGACGUCAAGGACGUCAUCGAGCAGUACUCGGCCGGUCACCUGGACAUGCUGGGCAGGAUCAAGAGCCUGCAGACGCGCGUGGACCAGAUUGUGGGCAGGGGCACUCUCACUGUGGACAAGAAGGUGCGGGAGAAGGUGGAGAAGCCAGCGCUGGAGACGGAGCUGGUGGACGAGCUCAGCAUGAUGGGGCGUGUGGUCAAGGUGGAGAGACAGGUACAGUCCAUCGAGCACAAGCUGGACCUGCUGCUUGGGCUCUACUCCCAGUGCCUCCGCAAGGGCUCCAUCAACUCCUUCAGCCUGGCCGCUGUGCAGGUGCCCCCCUGCGAGCCAGACAUCACCUCCGACUACCACAGCCCCGUGGACCACGAGGACAUCUCGGUCUCUGCGCAGACCCUCAGCAUCUCCAGGUCGGCCAGCACCAACAUGGACUGAGCAGGGUGGCAGCAGAUGGAUCCUGCCAUGUGCAGCCUCCGGGAUGGGUGCUGGGAUGCCCUCACUGCGUUACUUGAACCAAGUCUUCCUCUGUGGGAGCACGGCUGCAGUGGGGCGCCCACACCGGGAUGGGCUGGGAGUCAGCAGCUCUGCUCCAUGGCCAGACCACACUGCUGGGAUGCUCCUGCCCCUCCUCAGGGGUGAGACCCCCAAGCUCCUGGGCCCUUGAGUGCUCCCCAGCCAUGGUGGGGAUGCUUCAGGCUGAGCCCCAUCCAGCUCCUCAUCAGGGUCCAGCCUGGUCCCCCAGAGCUGAGCCAGGGUCAGCUCCAGCUAUGCAAAGCUCCCUCUCCCUCCUGCUACUGGGACCGAGAAGGGAUGUUGAGGCAAGACCCAUUGUGGUUUUACCUGUGUCAGGACUGUGUCAGGCCCCCCUCAGGCUGGGUAACAGGGGUCUGCCCCCUUCACCCUCCUCUGCCUGGGUUGUUUCUCUGCUUGCAGCUCUGGCUGCACCUCUAGAAGCACAGCAGAGCCUUCUGCCUGCCCGUGCAUGCUCCCAGGGCAAUAUAUAUAUAGAUGACAUAUAUAUAUUUAUGCAAUAAUGUCUUAAUAUGCAAUAUCCCCGGGAAGAGCAACCCAUGGGGCUCAUAGGCAAUAAGCAACUCCCUCCACCGGCACACAGGGCUGGAUCCUGCUGCCCACGGGGGCUCAGGGCUGGGCAGAGGCUGUGGAGGAGGAAGGGAUGCAGCACAGGCAAUGGGGACAGUGGUCCCAAAGAGCCAUCUCUCCCUCUUGUAUCCCAGACCCUAUUCCUGCUUAGAGGAUUCCUUCCCUGUCUGGUCCUCCAGUGCUCUCCAUAUCCCCAUCCCUUCUAUGGACUGAGAGGCACAGAUCAGCUGGGGAGCUGUUGUCCAUGACUCCUGUCAUGCCCUGACCCCAGAGCCGGGGCCCGUUUCCAGCCCUGCAGGAUCAUGGUAGUGCCAAAGUUUGCUGAGCUGGGGCAGCCGGGGGUCCCGGGGGGCUCGGUGGUGGCCAUCCCCUUGCUGCCAGUGCAGCCCUCUCUGGGCUUUGCACCAUGGGAUUUGCACCCCCUUACCCAGCCCCCCUGUGCCUCUGCUCCUGCACUGGGGAACCCCGAACCCUGCUCGUUUCUCUGCCUUGUCAGUGCAUGCGGCCAGAGCCACCUGCAGCCUCCCCAGUGCUCCCAUGCCACCCUGGCCCCGUCCUCUCGCCCCGGUCGGUGGGGCAGCGGUGCUGUGGGGGCACAAGGGGCUGGUUGGGUGCCACGGGUGGGUUGGUGUGGGUGCUAUGGGUGCAUGCGCACGCAGCAGCUGACCGGGUGGGUUAAGUGUGGCGGGUGCCCGCAGCCCUCCCCGCGUGCCGUUACCUCACUUGAUUAACUCGUUAACGGAUUGGUUUCAUUAAAGCCUGGAGCAGGGGCCGCGCCGCCCGCGUCUCUGUCGCGGCUCCCCCGG
Pezoporus occidentalis (night parrot) is the source of this 3584-nucleotide messenger RNA. It is a transcript of the gene KCNQ4, whose product is annotated as potassium voltage-gated channel subfamily Q member 4. Gene Ontology annotation, biological process: potassium ion transmembrane transport. Gene Ontology annotation, cellular component: voltage-gated potassium channel complex; membrane. The record is from RefSeq and is a predicted model, not a curated record. The transcript has 15 exons. Gene Ontology annotation, molecular function: voltage-gated potassium channel activity. Lineage: Eukaryota; Metazoa; Chordata; Aves; Psittaciformes; Psittacidae. Bases 16 to 2112 code for a protein of 698 amino acids.